GCGCAGCAACACACCAUGCAAGGCCAUACCCUCGCCGUGUAUUCUGUUUCCUUCUCUCCGGAUGGCUCGCAAAUCGCCUCGGGCUCCGGGGACGACACCAUCCGAAUUUGGAAAGCGGAGACCGGAAAGGAAAUCCUGAGGCCGUUGAUGGGGCACACGAACUACGUCACCUCUGUCGCAUUUUCCCCAAACGGAAAGUGUCUUGCCUCGGGCUCGGUUGACAGAACCGUCCGACUGUGGGACGUGGAGACAGGGCAGCAGAUCGGGCAGCCGCUCGAAGGGCAUACGAACUGGGUUUCCUGUGUCGCAUUCUCACCCGACGGCAACCGCAUCGUCUCGUGCUCACGCGACAGGAUGCUCCGACUCUGGGACGCGCAGACGGGACAGGCCAUCAGCGAGCCUUUACGGGGUCACUCUGCAUGGGUUCUGAGCGUCGCAUUUUCACCGGAUGGGAAGCACAUCGCCUCUGGAUCCUACGACACCACGAUUCGACUCUGGGACGCCGAGACAGGCCAGCCAGUCGGGGACACGCUGCGAGGCCACGAUAGCUACGUUUAUUCAGUUGCAUAUUCCCUCGAUGGCGCGCGCAUCGUCUCGGGCUCCUACGACAUGACGAUCCGGAUCUGGGACGCUCAGACAAGACAGACGGUGUUGUGGCCAUUGCAUGGGCACGAAAAAGGCGUCAUCUCCGUGGCAUGCUCGCCGGAUGGCCAGUACAUCGUCUCCGGCUCCGAAGACGGCAGGAUCCGGAUAUGGGACGCACAGACGGGACAGACUGUG
Messenger RNA from Punctularia strigosozonata HHB-11173 SS5, 780 nucleotides. RefSeq names its product WD40 repeat-like protein. Gene Ontology annotation, molecular function: protein binding. NCBI's taxonomy places the organism in Eukaryota, Fungi, Basidiomycota, Agaricomycetes, Corticiales, Punctulariaceae. The transcript has a single exon. The annotation marks the transcript as partial. The record is from RefSeq and is a predicted model, not a curated record.